Messenger RNA from Raphanus sativus (radish), 830 nucleotides. RefSeq names its product glycine cleavage system H protein 2, mitochondrial-like. Gene Ontology annotation, biological process: protein lipoylation; glycine decarboxylation via glycine cleavage system. The transcript has 4 exons. Gene Ontology annotation, cellular component: cytoplasm; mitochondrion; glycine cleavage complex. Lineage: Eukaryota; Viridiplantae; Streptophyta; Magnoliopsida; Brassicales; Brassicaceae. The coding region runs from base 1 to 606 and encodes 201 amino acids. The record is from RefSeq and is a predicted model, not a curated record.
AUGUCGACCACGAAUCGAGUCGCUCAGAAAAAAAGGCGAACCCACCAAACCAUUUUGUCACAAGAAUAUAAGCCGAUCGGUGAGUGCAGCACUCUCUGCAACUGUUGUUGUGUGUCCGUUCAAAGAUCUCACGAAAACAAUGCUGCAAGAUUCUUGUGGGCUUCUAAGGUUGCUUCUCAUCUAAGGAUCUCUGUUUCUCAACGAGGGUUCUCUUCCGUGGUUUUGAAGGAUUUGAAGUAUGCUGAAUCACAUGAAUGGGUGAAGACUGAUGGGAACAAAGCAACUUUUGGUAUAACGGAUCACGCUCAGGACCACUUGGGUGAUGUGGUCUAUGUGGAGCUGCCUGAUGUGGGACGUUCGGUGACACAAGGUGAGAGUUUUGGAGCGGUUGAGAGUGUGAAAGCAACUAGUGAUAUCAAUUCUCCAAUCUCUGGUACUGUGGUUGAAGUCAAUGAGGGGCUGACCGAGUCGCCUGGAUUGGUGAACACGAGCCCGUAUGAAGAAAGAUGGAUCAUAAAGGUGGAGCUGAGUGAUGCAGGCGAGGCGCAUAAGCUGAUGGAUUCAGACAAGUAUUCUAAGUUCUGCGAAGAAGACGCCAAGCACUGAUCAACAUAGACUUUUGUUUUCUCAAAAUCUUUAUCUAUGUAGAUGGAUGAAUCUCUGCUUUUCUUUUUAAGUUCUUUUUUUUUCACUUAUUGUUUGAAUAAUGGUAUUACAAAAAAAAAGGUUUGGAGUUAUGCCUCUUUGGUUCUCAUUUGGCCUCUUUACUUAAUUUGAAUCAUUGUUUUUUUUUCCAUUCUUUGUGAAGUGAUAGAACCGAUUCUUGUAAC